UCCGGUCGGAAUUACCCGGCGGUGCACGCUGACAUGGCUGCGCUGGUUGUGAGAGGUGUUUGGGACCUGCUGAAGCAAGCGGACUUCGCGAAAGUCCUGCGGAGACACCGCCAUAAGAAGAAAUGGGCUACCACGGAGCCCAAAUUUCCUGCCACUCGACUGGCACUGCAGAAUUUUGACAUGACCUAUGAUGUGCAGUUUGGGGAUCUUUGGCCAUCGAUCCGGGUUAGUCUUCUCUCAGAGCAGAAGUAUGGGGCACUGGUCAAUAACUUUGCAGCCUGCGAUUAUGUGAGUGCUGAACUGGAGCAGCUCCAUGCCAGGGACUUUGUGAAUAAAGCCUACUUGCAUGGGGAAUUGGAGCCUGAGAGUGGCCAAAUGGCAGAUCCAUCCCCAGCUUCCUGGGCCUGCAGUCCAAACCUUCGAUGCUUCACUUUCACCAGAGGAGAUGUCAGCCGUUUCCCUCCUGCCAGGCUUGGCAGCCUGGGUGUCAUGGACUACUACUUGAUGGACGCUGCCUCCUUGCUGCCUGUCCUGGCCCUUGGCCUGCAGCCUGGCGACAUGGUGCUUGACUUAUGUGCAGCCCCUGGGGGGAAGACACUAGCAUUGCUUCAGACUGGCUGUUGCCGCAAUCUUGCUGCCAAUGAUCUCUCCACUUCCCGAACAAGCAGACUUCAGAAGAUCCUUCACAGCUAUGUACCUCAAGAUAUUAGGGAUAAGAGUCGAGUUCGAGUCACCUCAUGGGAUGGCAGGAAGUGGGGAGAACUGGAGGGGGACACCUAUGACCGAGUGCUGGUGGAUGUACCCUGUACCACAGACCGCCAUUCUCUUCAUGAGGAGGAGAACAACAUAUUUCAGCGGUCGAGAAAGAAGGAGCGGCAGACGUUACCUAUGCUGCAGGUGCAGCUUCUUGCGGCUGGACUCCUUGCCACCAAACCGGGAGGCCACGUCGUCUAUUCCACCUGUUCACUCUCACACUUACAGAAUGAGUAUGUGGUUAAAGGCACCAUCGAGCUCCUGGCCAAUCAAUAUAGCAUUGAAGUUCGGGUGGAAGAUCUCACUCACUUCCAAAAGCUUUUCAUGGACACAUUCUCUUUUUUCCCAUCCUGCCAGGUUGGGGAGCUGGUAAUCCCAAACCUCAUGGCCAAUUUUGGGCCUAUGUACUUUUGCAAACUGUGUAGACUGACAUAGCAUCACCCUGUUCCUGAAGCCCUAGUGUACGAAGACAAAGGGUGUAUUCCCAUGGAGGCACCGGAAGCUGAGACCGGUGGCAAAGAUGCACUCUGGGUCCUAUCUCCAUCUGGUUCAAGUCUUUCUAUAGAUAGUUUUUAGCAAUAGGAAGUAGGAGUUUUUUUUGUCCUGCUGUCUAAUUGUGGAGCAUCAGCAGGUUUUUAACUCACUUAUAUCCAACCCCCCACUUCCCAUCUCUAAGCCUGUACUAAAGAUUCCUGCCACCCUGGGGGCUUAGAAGGAGGAUCUAGUGAGCAGGCCCACACUUUAAGCUGUAAACUUGGGAAGAAGCAUUUAGCCAAUAAAAUUGUUGAAGCUUCAUAGAGCUAAGGCUGUGGUUGAGGGCCUCAUGUUAGUCUAAGUACUGUUAGUUCUACUUGUACCAGCUGCUGCUACUGAGCACCAGCUCCCAGGUGCCCAAUGUCUAGGAUCACAGUCUGGUUACAGGCCUCUGGUUGCAGAGCCCCUCUUACACUUGAAGUUAGUUCUGCAUGAUCAGUCUUGAGCACUUGGUGGGCCCAAACAAGGCUAUCUAGUUUCUUCAUAUGGCCUAUGGUCUACUUUAAGAAACAAGUAACUAAAGAUGUUAAGCCAGUGCAGCCUGCUUACUUAUAUUGAAAAAGCUCUCCUAAGCUGAAUAAUUCCAGCUUUUCCUCCUGCUGUCAGCAGCACUGCUGCUUAAUUGUGGUUGGGGAAGCUGCUCUGUCACAGGGCUGUGAUACAGUAAAACCUCAAUAUAACGGACUAAUUCUGGCGAGGGGGGUGUCCGUUA
This is a messenger RNA of Molossus molossus (Pallas's mastiff bat), 1999 nucleotides long. It is a transcript of the gene NSUN4, whose product is annotated as NOP2/Sun RNA methyltransferase 4. The transcript is spliced from 6 exons. Gene Ontology annotation, molecular function: methyltransferase activity. Lineage: Eukaryota; Metazoa; Chordata; Mammalia; Chiroptera; Molossidae. Gene Ontology annotation, cellular component: mitochondrial large ribosomal subunit. The coding region runs from base 34 to 1188 and encodes 384 amino acids. The record is from RefSeq and is a predicted model, not a curated record. Gene Ontology annotation, biological process: rRNA methylation.